Messenger RNA from Nylanderia fulva, 1914 nucleotides. The record is from RefSeq and is a predicted model, not a curated record. NCBI's taxonomy places the organism in Eukaryota, Metazoa, Arthropoda, Insecta, Hymenoptera, Formicidae.
AUGACAGGAGAUAAAACAAUAAAGCUCAGUCACGUCAAGAAUCGGAUAGAGCAACAGUUCAUCUUAAUGAACUUGAUUGCAAAUUCUCUUGAUAACUUAACUAAGGUUGGGUUAUCAAAUAUAACAGUUCAAAGAGUACAGGCUUGCCUUACUUCUAUCAAGGAUAACUGGGAAAAGUUUUCUGUUUCUCAUGACGCAAUUGGAUUGGCAAUCUCUGAGUUAGAUUCUGUCGAUCAAUUGCAAUUAAACGAGAAUGAAUAUUUUUCAGAAAAUCUCUAUUCAAUGACUCAUGAAAGUUAUUUGGAGGCAGUUGAAAGAAUGAGCAUAAUCUUGGACUCAGUACAGAAGACACUGCCAAGAACACCUUCCUCUCAGUCUCUUUCUCAAGCAUCAAGCUUUCCAACGUUCUAUCGACAUGCUCGAUUGCCACGAAUCGACCUGCCAAAAUUCAAUGGAAUUCCAUCUGAGUGGUUGUCAUUUAAAGAUUUAUUUACAUCUCUUGUUUUGAAUAAUCCUACACUUGGUUCUGUUGAGAAACUACAAUACUUGAAGACAAGUUUGAUUGGAUCGGCUGCUCAUUUAUUGAAGAAUACAACUUUAACAGCAAACAAUUUUCAGAAGGCCUGGGAAGCAUUAAUUUCAUUUUAUGAGAAUAAACGACUGUUAGUCAAUGCUGCUCUUCAUUCUCUGCUAUCACUAAAGCGUAUGACAAAGGAAUCGAGCAGUGAAAUGGAACAGCUUUAUACCAUGCACUGUUGGGACGACUUCCUUGUCUUUGUUGCCGUUCAAAGACUUGAUUCGGAAUCUGUGAGAGCAUGGGAGCAGCAUCUCGGUUCAUCAAAAGAACCUCCAACAUGGACUCAAUUCACCGAGUUUUUAUUCACCAGAUUACACUCUCUUCAGGCUUUCGAAAAAUCUCGUGGAGGAAAGAAUCCCUUGCAGUCACAGCAACAAACUAUAAAAACGCACUAUCAAGGAAGGACAAAGGAUAGUAACGCCAACAAUAUUAACUCAUGCUCGAUAUGUUCGGCCAAGCAUUAUACUACCAGUUGUCCGCAAUAUAUCAACAAAACAAUUCAACAACGAUUAGCAAUUGUUUCAAAGCAUAAACUUUGCUAUAAUUGUCUGGGACAUCAUCGUGUUUCUGCUUGCCGCAUAACAAAACGAUGCCAUAAAUGCGGACGAAAACAUCACACUACCAUUCAUCAGAAUAAUCCUCAGUCAUCGAACUCAGAAUCUAACAAGUCAACGACAAAGGAAUCUACUGUGACUUCCUCAAAAUCAACUGACGCUCAAGUAUUACAUUCCACAUCGGCUCAAACAACGUCAUCACUGGUUUUAUUAGCAACGGCUCAAGUCAUCAUCAUAUCAGAAACUGGAGAACAAUCUCGGGUUCGAGCCUUGAUUGAUCAAGGGUCUGAAAUUUCUUUGAUAUCGGAACGCAUUGUACAACAAUUAAGGCUACCUAGAACUAAAUCAUCCCUUUCAUUAAUCGGUAUCGGAGCUCGGAAGUCCGGCACAACUCGAGACAUGUCACUCUUCAAAUUAAAAAAUAGCGACGGAGAUUUUGAACAGAGCCUGUCAGCUCAUAUAUUACCUAAGCUUACAACGUCAAUCCCUUCGAUGAAAGUUGAAAACCCUGAUUGGCCACAUCUCAAAGGAUUAAAAUUAGCAGAUCCAAAUUUUAAGUUCCCAGGAACUAUUGACUUGAUCCUCGGAGUCGAUAUAUAUAGUCAGAUCAUUGAAAGUGGUUUAAAAAAGGGAGAGGGUUCUGAACCAAUUGCUCAACUCACUAAGUUUGGAUGGAUUAUUUCUGGCCCUUCAAGUUUUACUUCAUCCUCUUUUAGCCCUCAAAGUUAUCAUAUUUCAGUAGAUCAAGAACUUCAUGAGUUAUUACAUAAGUUUGGGAAUUAG